Messenger RNA from Chilo suppressalis (striped riceborer), 5159 nucleotides. The record is from the annotation of a GenBank genome assembly. Lineage: Eukaryota; Metazoa; Arthropoda; Insecta; Lepidoptera; Crambidae.
CUGAAAUAUACUUUAAAAGUUAUUUCUGCAAAAUGUGCCCUAUCAUCAAAUUCAUAAAGAGCCUUUUGCUUCCUUCGGGUAGACGAACGAUUGUUUUUUUUUUUUAGUGUGUAUGCUAUUAGUAGCAGAUGACCUUUACAGCGUCACCAGAUUUGAACUAACAGGACCGAGUGAUAAAUAAGGAAGAUGAGGUGAACCAGAGAUACAGUAUGAAAGAAAGUGAACUAGAUAUAAACUUGUCAGUGUCUUAAUUCAUUCUUAUCUUCCUUUCGUGAACUACUCAAGUCUCAUGUAAAUAAACAAAAGUUCUUUUCUUACAUAUUCGUAGUUGCAUUUACUUAAUACUUAUUUUCUGAUAGAGGUCGAUAAAAGUAGAUUUACCACCUCGAGAGCAACAAUAUUUUUAAAUUGUUAUUUGCUCCCUUAGUAAACAAUCUACUAUUAACACACACGUUGUUGUUAUUUUCUAAUUAUUAUACUGUUAGAACAAGAAAUUCUAAAGUAACGAAACUAACUCUUAAAACCUUUAUAAUUAUACCAACUAAACCUGAAAAUAUGGCCAAUAACAAUAUAUACAUUUAUAUAUAAACAUACAUACAUACAUACAGUAAAAUUAAACACAUAAAAAAAUACUCACAACAUAUUUAACAGUUUUGUCAACCGAUGUGUAGGUACUAAUAAAGUUUGUAUGUGCUAUGUCACUUGUUUUCUUUGCUUGAAAACAACAAAUUCUUAAAGUAUCGGUGAUACCUACUCAUGGCAUUCAGAAUUCCAAGAUGUCAAUCAUUUUUUGUAAAGAUAUGAUAUUAGUUACAUAGCAGUUAAAACAAUUUGGCAUUUGAUUUACGACUGGCGGGAAAUGAUUUCACAUAGAAGGAAUUUAUCUUUUGUCAUAUUUUAAUUUAACAGUGGGCGUUACUGUAACUUCAUGUUUUAAAGUAACUUUGGGAAUGUUCGCUUCAGUUGUCGUUAUAAUUUGAAACGGAACAGGUAAAAAGUGAAAAAGCUUUACAGUGAUAUUUCAUAAUUUAUUUGAUUUGACUUCAUUACAGCGACGCAAUUUGUUUCUUUCAAGGUUUUUGAAAUGGAGUUUAAAGGAAGCCGUGUAAAGCAAUAAGUAUUCCCUACCAAAUUGUAAACUUGUAACUUCAAAAUGAGUGACAUGAGUAAUAUUACUCAAAAUGUGUCGACGACAGCUGACCCGACACGAAUUUUUGGACCACAUAGAGAUCCCCUCUAUAUCGUCUUACCCAUUACUAUAAUUUAUUCUGUGAUAUUCGUCACAGGAUUAAUUGGCAACAUGCUGACAUGUCUAGUCAUUAUACGCAAUAAAAGUAUGCAGACAGCGACAAAUUAUUACUUAUUUAGCCUAGCAAUAUCAGAUUUACUCUUAUUAGUGAGCGGAAUGCCGCAAGAAAUAUAUUCUAUUUGGUCGAAAUGGCCGUACGUUUUCGGACCAGCAUUUUGCCUCCUCCGGGGCUUGGCAUCAGAAACGUCAACGAACGCUAGCGUGUUGACCAUAACACUGUUCACCGUGGAGAGAUAUUUGGCAAUAUGUCAUCCCUUUGUGUCCCAUAAAAUGUCGAAGCUGUCGAGAGCCACAAAACACGUAUUUAUUCUAUGGGUGAUUUCUUUAGCACUGGCACUACCACAAGCAUUACAAUUCGGCAUUGGAAACUUCAGUGGUGUAACAAUGUGUCUACAAACACGAGUGAUUAUACAACACUCAUUUGAGAUAUCAACAUUCCUUUUUUUCUUUACUCCAAUGAUACUGAUAACUGUCCUUUAUGCGCUAAUCGGAGUAAAAUUAAAGCAAACAAGAAUAAAUAAGGAAGUUCAAGACCCGGAGUUGUUUGAGAAAGGGUUAUGUUGCCCACAUUCGAAUAAAAUACGCAAAAGACCUAAUAAAUCUACUAGAAGAGUAGUGAAAAUGUUGGUGGCUGUAGUAGUAGCAUUCUUCGUUUGCUGGGCGCCGUUCCAUGCACAGCGCCUGGUGGCUAUAUAUGGAACCACGGCGAUGCACCAAGCACGCCAGCCAAUAAUGGCCAAAAUCUAUAACUUCCUCACCUACAUCUCGGGGGUAUUUUACUACCUAUCUUCGUGUAUCAAUCCAAUUCUAUAUCAGAUAAUGUCCAACAAAUUUAGAGAGGCGUUCAAACAUACUUUCAAGCAGUGUUGCUGCGGGUUUAUCAAAGAAGCUGAUACUAGACAAUGCUUAUACAAUGCUGUGACACGGAGCCAAACAUCUAAUGGAAAAGAUAAUUCUAUGAAGAAAUGUGACUCAAAUCAUCUGAGCGAAAGAAAACAAAGUGACCGAGAUACAAAGAGUAGCCUGGAUUCAAGGUACCUCAUUUGUGACGCAUGCAAGAAAAUUAAUAAGCAACACAGCACUGACAAGACCAAUGGCAAUAACAAUAGAACUGAUCACGGCCUUGCGUGUUCUAAACAACACUCUGAAGAGUUCAACAGUAUACCACCUGCCACACCUUGCCAUAUUUUUACUUAACUUAAGCGCAAAACUGAUGACAAUCCCCGACAGACGUUGGGGAAAAAUGUAUGCAAUAGAGAUAAUUAUUUGCACUUUUAAUACCGAAUAAAUUGAUUCCUGACCCACUUGCCCGAUAAUUUGCAUUAAAAUGACAAAACUGACAAGUUUUCUUUUGUAUAGAAUGCAUAGAUGCAUUUAGGACCUUCUAAUAACAAGGAAACUUUAUUAAUGUUGUUAAAAGAUAUUAGAAAGUUGACCUUUGUUUUAGAUCAUCUUUUAGAAGAAUUCGAAUUGUAGUUUGAAUUUGGAAAUAACUAUAAUUUUCGUGUAGACCUACCCGUCCCUUAUUUCGAGGAACAAACGAAGCCUGGGAGUCUUAUCAUACUAGAAACUCUAUUUUUAUUGGUUUUUAAAUUUUAUUUGUUAAAAGCGCUGCAAGGUUUUUUGCAUUGCAGCAUCUUCAUUUCUAAUGACGUGUCUAUAUAUAUAUAUUUAAUCUGAGAGUCUUAGCGUACUAGGUUUAGUGUCGUGGGCUUUCGAUCUAUUUGUUUCCAGAGAUACGUACCAAGCAUUCUACAUUCAAGCGAAAGUCUACCUUAAUGUUUUGUGAUGGUAGUAAGAAAAUAAGAUUAUGGUGGGUCAUAAAUCAUAUUGCUGAUAGUAUAUUAACUUUAUAUUAUUACAAUGUUCAUCCCUUUAAAUAAGUUAAUACUAAUGUAUUAAACUAAAACUUGAGGAUGAAAUUCUUCACCGUGAUUAGUUUUUUUUUAAAGAUUUUACUAUUAGUCUAUUCUCUUAGUUUAUUAAAUUAUAACAAGUGUAACAACAACUAGCCACCAAAUAUUGAUGCAAUGAAAAAAUUGUACUUAUUGGCAUUUUAUAUAGCGAUCUAAUAAUUCUAUUACGUUGACUAUAACAGUUAAGGUGUAUGCAAUAAAAUAAUUUUAAAUUUGAAACAAUGUCAGCAUAAACCUACGUAAAUGUUGUUUAAUACUAUGUAGGAAUUUUAAAUAAGGUUAAAGUUUAAGUUAACACUUAAUUUAUAAUAAAAUCCCUAUAUAUAGAAAAUAUGAAGGACUGAUAAUGUUAUUCCAUGAAUAUUCUUAUAUUGACAGAAUCUACGCAUAAUUUACCAUUAUCUCAGAGAUAACAGAAAUAAGAAACGAAAAAAGAGUUACUUAUUUACUUAAAUUUAAUGAAAUGUAACUACCUCAGUUACAUUCAAAUUGUAAUUUUCAAUCUAAGUUGAUAUCGACAGUGGAAAGGCAAAAUAGCUUAUACGCUACUUUGGUCGAAAAUGUGUUAUAUAUUUAUUAUAUAUCAUUUGAAUCAAUUUUUUUCUGCGUCGAUCUGUUUAUGUUUCGUUAAAAUUUUAGUACUUUUUUGGCGUUUAAGCAAAUUUUUGGAGAUUUUUAUUAUUCACAACGCUGAAGCCAUAAAUUUUGGUGUUUUUUGAAUCAAUGGCGCUUAUGCCCUAUUUACUACUUGGCGUAUGAUUUGAUGUUAGCUUGACAAAAACUACAUGGCGGGCAGAUUGAUUUUCGCUUUAAGCGACAUCUAAUUUGUAAAGUAAAGGCACUAUGUAACUUUUUAAUAAGUGAAUAUUUAGUUAUAAAUAUUUUUAUAUGAAUACAUUUUUAUUUAAUGGUGCUACUGUUCAUUUAGAACGAGUCAUGAUUUUUUUUGUGAAAAUUAAAAACAUCAAGUUUUUUCAACAUCAAUUCAACUAACCCCGUUUCUGUAAAGUUACUAAAUUGGCGUUUAUGCGAUUUUGCUUUUCCCCUGUCGAUAUAUUUUAAUACUAUAAGCAAUAACAAAUGGGCAUGCUCUCAUACAACCGUUUUAUGAAUUAUUAAAUAGCCCAAUUAAAGGUUGCGUCACACAUAUUAUAUUAUAUAUCAAAUCAAAUCAAAAAUUAUUUAUUCAGUCUAGGCUUUUACAAGCACUAGUGAAAGUCGAGAAGCUACGCCAUCGGUUCGCAAAACUACCUUGAGAGACCUUUCUCCCGCCGUAGUUUAGUACAAGGAUACUGAGAAGAACCAACAAGAAGUUCAGCAAAUGCUGUUUUUUUCUCCCAGUAUUAUAAUAUCCAAAGUCGUCAAAAAAAAAUACUUUAGGGAUAAUUCUGAAGUCACCUUCCAUUACAUAAAAAAAUAGGUAGGUAUGUAGAUUGUAACAGGUAUGAAUACCGCAAAGUUUCCAUAGGAAGUAUGGUAGCAGUGCCAUAUAUUUAUAUUAACUACGCAGGAAAAUUAUUAAAGUUCCAUGUGGCGCAUGUUAUGUUUUCUCGUGGUCCAACCAUGGAAACCACAGAUUGCAUUAGCAACAGUAGCAAGCUUUGUAUUGUUCGCAGUUCCUAGCCCUUUCAAAUUUAGCUUUAGGUUGUAAAUAUAUAAGGCUAUGUCUACAUUAUAGAUGCCAAGCUAAGAGACCAGCUAGAAGCUUCAUGCAAAUUACCUAUCUAGGCGCGUAGCAUGCAGAGUGUCCCAAUGCAAUAUCUUCUGUUUACUAAAAUUAGUGUGUAGCUCGGCUCUUAGUGCUAAGACCUAUCUUAAUAAAUUCGGAUAUUCGUAAACUUGAAGAAGUACGUAUAUGUAUAAAAAGUGAGCUCAUAUGAUUAAGCGAACUUUAUUAAACAUUGACUGUGAAUAAGAAAUACAUUCCUUAUCAU